CUCGGUUUAGCGCAUAAACGUGCAACGCCCGUCCGUCUUGUUCUUAGUAACAAACGAGUCGCCGUCAAUUAUAGUUAUACAACACGUCGUUCCGCCGUUGUUGUGUGUCUGUGUGUGUGUUAUCACACGGAAUAUAUAUUAUAUAUACCUGUAUAUAUAUAUAUUUUUUUUUUUGGAAUUUAAGUACAUUUUUGACAAAUCCAUUAGAGAUAAUCGGAGGUAAUUUUUUUUUUGCUUCCUCAACUAUUUAAUAAAAAACAAAUAUUAAAAAAUUGUUCAAUUAACGCGGUAUUGUCGUGCGGACGCGUGUGAUUUUGUGCGCGCGUAAACGUGUUUAGUGUGUGUGUGUGGGUCCGUCCGUUCGCCCCGGUGAGAAGCGACCAAAACGAUGGCUGCAGCGGCCACAAGAUGAUACCGGCUUACAGUACCGGUAAUCCGUCCGGAAACAGUUUAGUCGAGUACAUAUUCGUGCUGAACCACUCCAAGACUUGAUAAUAAUAUUACUAUCACGUUCGUUCGACCCGGUGUGAGUUCGCGCCAAAAAAACAAACGUACCCACUAAAAGCAAAAGAAAACAACUUUUCUACUCCCACGUUGACGGUGCUGUUUGUUUGUUUUUUUUUACCAAAUCGUACCGAAAACAAACGCAAACACCGCCCUUAUCUUGCGCCGGUCCGUUUCUGCCGCCUCCGCUACUGCCGCCAACGCCGUCAUCGCUUCGCCGAGGACGUCUUCGCCGGUCCUUCCGCCCCGGAAGAAGACCUCAGUAGCCACUACAGUCUCAAGUACGUCCGCCGUUGGGCGAACCGACGUCGCCGCCUCUACCGCCACCCGUGUCAUCAUGCCAAAGUACGGCGGUGGUUUCGGAUUUGAACCGGCCCUUGUGUUGGUGGCCACGCUAGUAGCCAUCAUGGCCGUGUCCGUGGUAGCCGUACCGGCCGCACACCACUUGCACCACCAUGGACACCGGAUGGGCGCCGGUUCGUCGUCCGGCAUCGAGCACCCACUCAGCAAACGGUCGUUUUUCGACAUCCAAUGCAAAGGCGUGUACGACAAGACGAUUUUCGCAAGGCUGGACAGGGUGUGCGAAGACUGUUACAAUUUGUUCCGGGAACCACAGCUCCAUUCUCUGUGCAGAUCUACAUGCUUUAAUACGGUAUACUUUAAGGCUUGUUUGGAGUCUCUUCAACUGCUAACGGAAGAAACUCAGUACAACCAGAUGGUCGACUUUUUGGGGAAGAAAUAAAAUAUAAUUAUAAAAUACGGUAUAUGUACUCCAUACGUAUAUUUUAUUUAUUUGUAAACCAGACAUUGCGGCUGUCGAAAACCCAUUCUAGUCUAUUCAGAGAAAGCAACAGCAUUACAACAAUAUAAUAAAUAUAUCGACGAAAUAUGUUUACUUUCCCUAGAUGAAUUUUUCUAAUUUAUUAAUAGAUUAUAAGGAUUUUGUUUUUAAUUUUUGUUUACAAAAAAACCUAUUUAAUUGUUUGUUUUUAAUUUCUAAGAGUUGUAUUAUAAAUUAUAUUAUUAUUAUAUAUAAAUAUAUUAUAUACAAAAAGAACAAUUUAAAAUCUUUUCAUCAAAAAAUGUGUAAUAUUUUUUAUUUUAUAUAAAAAAAAAAAAAACUGUUGAAUUUUUUUUGUAUUUAUUUAAUUUUUAAAUAAACAUAUAAUGACAACUCUAGCGAAUACAUGACUCAAAGUAGCAUGUGUUUCACUAACAAAGAUAUUAUUUGCAUUACGCUUUGAGAUAAAUAAACUAUUUAGCCUCAUUAGCAUUUGUUUUGAUAUUACUAUAUUGUAACAAACAAA
Messenger RNA from Adelges cooleyi (spruce gall adelgid), 1811 nucleotides. RefSeq names its product ion transport peptide-like (gene ITP). Gene Ontology annotation, molecular function: neuropeptide hormone activity. Bases 842 to 1246 code for a protein of 134 amino acids. NCBI's taxonomy places the organism in Eukaryota, Metazoa, Arthropoda, Insecta, Hemiptera, Adelgidae. The record is from RefSeq and is a predicted model, not a curated record. Gene Ontology annotation, biological process: circadian rhythm. The transcript is spliced from 3 exons. Gene Ontology annotation, cellular component: extracellular region.